CCACUCGCGGACGCUUCGCUCUGGUUGGAAGCUUUCGAGAACCCCUCGGCUCGAGGAGAUCGCGAGAGAGAGAGAGAGAGAGAGAGAGAGAGAGGAUGAUGGGAGGGCGCGCGUUGUUGCUGCUGCUUGUGUCGGCGCUGCUCGUCCAGAUCCGCGCCUCCGACUCGCUGCUGUACGAGCCGUUCGACGAGGACUUCGAGGGGAGGUGGGUUGUCUCCGGGAAGGGCGACUACCAAGGUGUAUGGAAGCAUGCCAAGAGUGAUGGACAUGAGGACUAUGGCCUCCUUGUUAGUGAGAAGGCCAAGAAAUAUGCCAUAGUCAAGGAGCUUGACCAGCCAGUUACUUUGAAGGAUGGGACAGUAGUCCUGCAGUUUGAAGUUAGACUUCAGAAUGGUCUUGAAUGUGGGGGUGCCUAUCUUAAGUACAUCCGCCCCCAGGAUGCUGGAUGGGAUGCGAAGGAGUUCGACAAUGAGACUCCGUACACCAUCAUGUUUGGUCCUGACAAAUGUGGGUCAACAAACAAGGUGCAUUUCAUCCUCAAGCACAAGAACCCCAAGACUGGCAAGUAUGUUGAGCAUCACCUCAAGUUCCCACCUUCUGUCCCAUAUGACAAGCUCUCUCAUGUCUACACGGCUAUCUUGAAGCCGGAUAAUGAGGUGAGAAUUUUGAUAGACGGGGAGGAAAAGAAGAAGUCAAACUUCCUGUCUGCUGAUGAUUUUGAGCCAGCGCUUAUCCCAUCCAAGACCAUUCCUGACCCUGAUGACAAAAAACCCGAGGAUUGGGAUGAGAGAGCUAAGAUCCCUGAUCCGGAUGCAGUGAAGCCCGAUGACUGGGAUGAGAAUGCCCCAAUGGAAAUUGAGGAUGAAGAAGCCACCAAGCCUGAGGGUUGGCUGGAUGAUGAGCCCGAGGAGAUUGAUGAUCCUGAGGCCACCAAGCCGGAAGACUGGGAUGAUGAGGAGGAUGGUGAAUGGGAGGCACCAAAAAUUGAUAACCCCAAGUGCGAAGAGGGACCUGGAUGUGGCGAGUGGAAGAGGCCAAUGAAGCAGAACCCUGCUUAUAAGGGCAAGUGGCAUGCACCCCUGAUUGACAACCCCAACUACAAGGGAAUCUGGAAGCCUCAGGAAAUCCCCAACCCUGAGUACUUUGAGCUUGACAAGCCUGACUUUGAUCCAAUUGCUGCUAUUGGAAUUGAGAUCUGGACGAUGCAAGAUGGCAUCCUGUUUGACAAUAUUUUGAUUGCUGACGAUGAGAAGGUUGCUACCUCUAUCCUAGAGAAGACCUGGAAGCCCAAGUAUGAAGUUGAGAAGGAAAAGGAGAAGGCUGAGGAGGCUGCUGCUGGUGCAGAUGGUCUUUCUGAGUUCCAGAAAAAGAUCUUUGAUGUUCUGUACAAGAUUGCUGAUGUUCCGUUUUUGGCUCCCUACAAGACCAAGAUCAUUGAUGUGAUUGAGAAGGGAGAGAAGCAGCCCAACAUCACAAUCGGAAUUUUGGUCUCGGUCGCCGUCGUCUUUGUGACCGUGCUCUUCAGGAUCCUGUUCGGUGGCAGGAAGACAGCGGCUCCUGUGAAACCUGCAGCUGAGGCGAAGAAGCCCAAGGCCACAGAAACAGACGAUGCUGGAAGCAGCGGUGACAAGGAGGAGAAAGAUGACAAGGAGGAGAAAGAUGACGAGAAGGAGGAGACCGCAGCGCCACGCAGGAGGUCCCGAAGGGAGACAUAGACCCAGGCUUAUUUUUGACGUCUUCGGCCAUUCUGGUGCCUGCUUUUUUUGCGAACUCGCCUUUAUUUUGAGUGUAUAAUAGGAGCUUCACGUCCCUCUGCUGAUGAUUUGUUUACUUGGUUAGACCAAGACCCUUCACGAACUGUAGAAGUUAGUUCCUGUCAGUUUGUGUGCUGUGCCUGACUUCUAUAAUCACUUGUUGAAUUCGGAUAGAGGUGAUUGUUUUCUGGUAGAUCAAAUGAAGGAAUAUUUCAGGUUUUUUUUC
This is a messenger RNA of Phragmites australis (common reed), 1980 nucleotides long. RefSeq names its product calnexin homolog. Bases 96 to 1715 code for a protein of 539 amino acids. The record is from RefSeq and is a predicted model, not a curated record. Gene Ontology annotation, molecular function: calcium ion binding. Gene Ontology annotation, cellular component: endoplasmic reticulum; endoplasmic reticulum membrane. The transcript is spliced from 6 exons. Lineage: Eukaryota; Viridiplantae; Streptophyta; Magnoliopsida; Poales; Poaceae. Gene Ontology annotation, biological process: protein folding.